AUGGCGGAAGCCAUUCGGUCCAAGGUAACGACCCCGAGCUCGACCCCAGCAGACCUCCUGCUCCCCCCCGCCCGGGCCGUCGACCGACCGGCUCCCCGCCAUGGCAAGCGUGAUGGCCCUAAGGAUGCCCCCGCUGCCGCCGCCACCACCACCCCCCGCGAGAACAACAACCGCCGUGGUGGCCGUGUGAACGCUGGCAACGACGCUGCUUUCCGUGACCGCAACGCCGGUCGCCAGAACAACCGCACCAAGCCCACCGAUGAGGCCGAGCAGCCCGCUCGCCGUGGUGAGCGUCGCCCCCGUGGUGACCGUCAGUCCCGCACUGGCCAGACCGACACCCGCAAGCAGGUCCAGCAGGGCUGGGGUGCUGAGGGCGGUGAGAAGACCUGGGACGACGAGCGUGCCGGCGAGAAGAUCGCCCAGGCCGACGAGAACGAGCCCCAGACUCCCGCUGAGGACGCCGAGGAGGCCGACAAGUCCGUCUCCUUCGAUGCCUACCUCGCUGAGAAGGCUGCCAAGGCCAGCCUGGCUGCUAAGCCUGUCCGCACCGCCAACGAGGGCACCAAGGCCGACAAGAAGUGGGAUGCCGCCAAGGAGCUCGCCCACGAGAACCAGCCCGAGUACAUCUCCGCCUCGGCCGAGAAGUCCCAGCGCCAGAAGCAGCGCAAGGAGAAGAACUUCCUUGACGUCGACCUGCGCUUCGUCGAGCAGCCCCGCACCGGCCCCUCCAACGGCCCCCGUGGUGGCCGUGGUGGUGACCGCGCUCCCCGUGGCGACCGUGGCGACCGUGCCCCCCCGUGGUGGUGA
Messenger RNA from Penicillium waksmanii, 807 nucleotides. RefSeq lists its product as uncharacterized. Bases 1 to 807 code for a protein of 268 amino acids. Lineage: Eukaryota; Fungi; Ascomycota; Eurotiomycetes; Eurotiales; Aspergillaceae. The record is from RefSeq and is a predicted model, not a curated record. The transcript is spliced from 4 exons.